UUACAAAUCCCUCUCUCUCCCCCCUCCUUGUAUAUAUAUUCAAGCUUAUAUAUUUGUGUCAACAUUUAUCAUAUGCUCCUCCCUCAUCCCUCUGUUUUCCACCCUUUUUGGUGUCAUAUCAUUGCUAGCUUUCUAUGCUGUUCUUUUCAUCCCUCUUCUAAUUCUUUUGCUAGAAGAAAUUAAUCUUUUUGCUUUCCAUUUUGGCGAUUCUCCAAAUCCACUUUAGUUUUCUAUAUCUCCUCAUAUAUAUAUUAAUAUGGAAGACGAAUCAGCUUCGUAUAUCCGGAUGUUUUGGAAGAUGUUGCAGGUGCACCACCUGAUAGAGGAGUGUAUUGUAUUCAAGAUGAGCAUGGAAGAGUGCAUGGAAGCCCUCUCCAAGCAUGCAAAUAUCAAACCCAUCAUUACUUCCACAGUGUGGAAGGAGUUGGAGAAGGAGAACAAGGAGUUCUUUGAGGCAUACAGCAAGAGCAGAGAAGAUCAGAUGGUGAAGGUGAGUAAGGAAGCUUCUGAAAUGGAGACAAGGGAAGGGAUUCAGAGGGUGCUCUCUGUUUCUGAUGCUGCUUCCAAAACUGAUCAUACCCCCUACUAGUCUUGCAGUAUCAUUAAUUCCUAUAAACAACGUUAGAGGACGGGCCAGGCUCAGCUUGUGUUAUUUACGUAAUUGGCUUGGCAACAUAGGGGGUAUUAUAGGUAGAAUAAGGUGAAAGCUGGAGAGAGAGGGAGACAAGGGAAGAGUUAAAUAUGCCGAAAGAUACGUCGUCGUAUAUUCGGUGUCUUGCAAGAAAGAAAAAAACAGGUCAAAGGUGGUUGGGAAGCGUGAGGAAUUUGUGUGGCCGGGGGAUUCGCAUGGAUUCCCGACACGUUUAGUACACGGGUCGUGUUAAUUUGGACGCGUGCGUGUUCGAGCAGUACUAAAAUUGUAAUUUCACCAUGUCACGUCAUUAAUUUCUCUUUUAUUGUUUUUUCACCAAAAGGCUUGCCGCUAAAUGUGGGCUUCAUGCGGCCGUUUUGCUGAUGCCUUUCCUCCUCUCUUUUCUUUACAGCCAUGGUAAUUUCGUUUCAUUUAUGUGCUUUUAGACAUGAAAAAUGUUAGUUUAUCCAUGAA
Messenger RNA from Carya illinoinensis, 1105 nucleotides. RefSeq lists its product as uncharacterized. The transcript is spliced from 3 exons. The coding region runs from base 257 to 589 and encodes 110 amino acids. Lineage: Eukaryota; Viridiplantae; Streptophyta; Magnoliopsida; Fagales; Juglandaceae. The record is from RefSeq and is a predicted model, not a curated record.